Messenger RNA from Pseudocercospora fijiensis CIRAD86, 1008 nucleotides. RefSeq lists its product as uncharacterized. Gene Ontology annotation, cellular component: ERMES complex; endoplasmic reticulum. The annotation marks the transcript as partial. The transcript has 2 exons. The record is from RefSeq and is a predicted model, not a curated record. NCBI's taxonomy places the organism in Eukaryota, Fungi, Ascomycota, Dothideomycetes, Mycosphaerellales, Mycosphaerellaceae. Gene Ontology annotation, molecular function: lipid binding. Gene Ontology annotation, biological process: mitochondrion organization; phospholipid transport.
CCAAGUUCUGGCUAUAGCUCUGCCUCUUUCGCAAGCGGGUUCUUGGUUGGCCAAUUGAUUCUAGCCCUGAUCCUGUUUAUGUUCGUCAAGUUCUUCAUCUUCGGAGAAGCGCCCUCAGCAGAUGAGCGAGCCUCUUCCAGAGCGGCAGCCCGCCGCCAACGAACACUCUCCCACACACGCCCAAGAGCCUUGUCGACAGCCCUCAAGCCUCGCCAAUCCAUGCCGGCAAUCCUCAAACCAAGACUAGAAGGAGGUCUGACUGUGCAAAAAAUAUUGGAAAAGACAUAUUACAACGUGCGCGGACACCAGCCAGAAAGUCUGGAUUGGUUCAAUGUGCUUGUCGCCCAGACCAUAGCUCAGCUUCGUGCAGAUGCGCAGGAGGAUGAAGCUGUGUUGGGAAGCUUGACACAAGUCCUCAAUGGGUCGAGUAAGCCGGACUUUAUAGACGAGAUCAAGGUCACAGAGAUAAGUCUGGGCGAAGAAUUUCCCAUUUUCAGCAAUUGCCGUGUCAUUCCUGUUGAUGAGAAUGGCACUCCGCUCAAGGAACUUACAGGUCAACGAGGCGAGAGACUUCAGGCGAGGAUGGAUGUCGAUCUCAGCGAUGUGGUGACGUUGGGCAUUGAGACCAAGCUGGUGUUGAAUUAUCCGAAACCUUUCGUUAUGGUGCUGCCGGUGGCUUUGGCAGUGAGUGUGGUGCGAUUCAGUGGGACGCUGAGUCUAUCCUUUUCGCCUACGAAGAACGAGGGCCACCCUCUCAAUCCGACAGGAAGAAGUCCAACGACUUUGACAUUCACAUUCCUCGACGACUAUCGACUAGAUCUAAGUGUGCAUUCACUAGUUGGGUCACGCAGCAGGCUACAAGACGUGCCAAAGAUCGCACAACUCGUCGAAAGCAGAAUACACCAAUGGUUUGACGACCGAGUGGUAGAGCCUCGCUUCCAGCAGAUCGUCCUCCCAUCAAUGUGGCCUAGAAAGAAGAACACACGAGGCGGCGCAGAGAACGAAACA